AACGUUCUAGUGUGUAAAUAUAGUACAGAGUGGUUCUUUCAAACUUUCCCAACACUUUCACUUCUAAUGGAUAUGGCUGUGCUCAUGUGGGACAUCAUUGUUUCUUUAAUGUUAUUGAUUUCUCCGGAUUUGCUCUCGGCGGAUAAGAGUGGCUUCAGGAGACUGUACGUGCUGCAGCCGGGACCGAGCGGUACGGACGGGGUUCACGUGAGCUCCAUUUCAUCGCUCUCGGGAGCGUCGGGACAGCCGCACUCCUACAAUGUGGAGCUCAAAGCCAGCAUCGGCGGCCAGGUCCGGACGCGCAGAAUGGGUCACCAGUCGAACCCGAACACAAACCCGAGCAUUCCGAUACGUCAGGACGCGCAGCCUGGCAGACACACAUCCAGCCAUCAUAUGAAAAUGUCAGGAGUGAAUGUCUGUGGGGGGCAGUGCUGUGUUGGUUGGAGCAAAACCCAAGGAUCUCAGCGCUGCACUAAACCUAACUGUACACCGCCAUGCAAGAAUGGAGGGAUGUGCUUGCGGCCCCACGUUUGUGUGUGUAAGUCAAGCUCUAAAGGCAAGUCCUGUGAACAGACUACUCUGCCCCCAUCCUUACAUCCAACUGGACCAUUAAAUGGAAACACCAAUGGUGGACUUCCAAACGGAGGUCAUACAUAUGGAUACCCCAAUGGUCAUAAUGUAGUUCCCCAGCCUCCUAUUCCUCAGCAGAUCUUCCCGCAAGGCCAAGGUCAAGUGCCGUUACCGUUGCCUGGCACCAACGUGGGACAUCUGACCCUGUCCAUGAAGUCGUCACCUAACGGACCCAAUCCUUAUCAACCACAAGUACAAAACCCAAUUUCAAAGAUAAUGCACCAGAGCAAAACCCAGAAGUUCAUGGUUCAGCAGAAAAACUACCACACUCACACGCAGAUGCACGGAGUCGGACCCACCCUAAACCGGGCCAUCCCGCUUUCAGUGGGACACAACCCAAUAAAUUUAGGGAACCACACAGGCCGGAUUAAAGUGGUCUUCACCCCGACUAUCUGCAAGAUGACCUGCACUAAUGGUCGCUGUCAGAACAGCUGUCAGCAGGGCAACACCACCACUAUCAUCAGUGAAAAUGGGCAUGCUACGGACACACUUACUGCCCCCAACUUCAGAGUCGUUGUUUGCCACUUGCCCUGCAUGAAUGGAGGAAAAUGCAGUGCUCGGGACAAGUGCCAGUGCCCACCUAACUUUACUGGAAAAUUCUGCCAAAUGCCAAAUCCCAACGGUCACCAGGGGCAACAUGCUGUCGUAAACGGACAGAAGACACACAUCCACUCAACGCACACAUUACCCCUCACCUACGGCACUGGACAAAACCAGGGUUUGGUGAAUGUCCAUGUGAAGCAUCCCCCAGGAGCCUCUGUCCAGAUCCAUCAGGUGUCUCCGGUGGAUAGUAAUGGGCAGGUGAAGAACACAUACUCCAGCCACUCCUUUACCUACCACAGCAGCAGCCAGAGCAUCCAACACGGUCAUACUCACAGCAGCGUCAUUUACCCCAACCAGCAAACAUACCCCCAGUACCAGCCGGUGACAUCCAAGAGCCAGUUGGGACGUUGCUUCCAAGAGACUGCUGGAAUGCAGUGUGGGAAAGCUCUGCCUGGCCUGUCUAAACAAGAUGCCUGUUGUGGGAUGGUGGGCACAUCAUGGGGAUUCCACAAAUGCCAAAAAUGCCCCAAGAAAACAUCGAUUCCUUUGAUUGUAUGUCCUCUAGGCUAUAAGAGGUUGAAUGCCACUCGCUGUAUCGAUAUUGAUGAGUGCCAUAUUCAAGGAGUUUGUCCCAAUGGAAACUGCAUUAACACCAUGGGCAGCUACAGGUGUAUCUGCAACCCAGGCUUUGUGCCUGACCCCACCCUGACCACCUGCUUCCCCGAAACACCUGCUUUUCGUGAGGAGAAGGGUGCUUGCUACCGAUUGGUCAGUUCGGGGAAGCAGUGCUUGCACCCUGUGUCCACUCAGCUGAGUAAACAGUUAUGCUGUUGUAGUGUGGGGAAGGCCUGGGGUCCUCAUUGUGACCGCUGCCCCCUACCUGGAACAGCUGCAUUUAAAGACAUCUGUCCUGGAGGAAUGGGUUACCAUGUAACCACACCGUACAUUUACAAGCCCAAACCUCCUAAUGGACACAGCCAGACAGACGGUCACGGGCAGAGCAAGCUCACCAUCAGACACCAAGUGCCUGUGGAUCCUCCUAUGCCCUUCCCCACCCUGCAGCAGCCCGUGGAAGCUCUCAGCAUUACAGAGAGGCAGCUACCUGUGCCCACAGUUCCCCAGCAGGAGCUUUAUACCCACAUGAAUGUUGAUAGGUCAGUAGUACAGCCUGGACAGGCCCAGCUGUCACCCGGGGUGUCUACAAUCAGGAUGGAGCCUGCCCUCUCAGAGGUGGUGGAGAAGGUGUCACCACCCGCUCCUGUGGCACUUCCACCCUCCAUAGAAAGUCAGGACAUCUCCCCAACACAGCUGGCAGAGAUUGACGAGUGUCAGGUGAGACCUGAUAUAUGUGCUGCGGGAAUCUGUUAUAACACUAUUGACAGCUACAAGUGCAUCUGUGAUGACGGCUAUAGAAUAGACAGUGAGGACACCACGUGUGUAGAUGUCGACGAGUGUUCAGAGAGCCCAAGUUUAUGUGCUAAUGGUCACUGUCAGAACACUCCAGGCGGAUUCCUGUGUGCGUGUGAGCCUGGCUUCAUGCCUAACGAGAAGGGCACCAGCUGCUCCGAUAUCGAUGAAUGUCAGGAUGGGAGAGUGUGUCCAUCCGGUCUCUGUUAUAACACUCUGGGCUCUUUCAUGUGUUCUCCUUGUCCGGAGGGGUUUGAAGGGAGAAAUGGCCAAUGUGUUGAUAUAAAUGAGUGUUUGGAUGAAGUAUGCACUCAUGGUCAGUGCUCCAAUCGGGAGGGCUAUUUCAUUUGCACGUGUGAUGAAGGGUUUUUGCUCACUCCUGACAGCAAGGCCUGCAUAGAUAUCGACGAAUGCCAGGAUGACAGUGUGUGCAUCCAAGGUCACUGUCAGAAUACAGAGGGGUCAUUUAUCUGCAACUGUGAGCCUGGCUUUAUAUUGUCAUCCACAGGAGACCAAUGUAACGAUGUGGACGAGUGUUUGGAGUUACCUCAGACCUGUGAUAGUGUGGGACAGUGCGUCAAUAUCUUGGGAUCUUACCAGUGCAACUGCCCACAGGGAUAUAGACAAGUCAACGGCACCAGCUGCCAUGAUGUUGAUGAGUGUGAGGAUGAGACACAGCUGUGCGUCCCCAGUGGAAAGUGUUUGAACACAGAGGGUUCGUUCCUGUGCGAGUGUGAUGCCGGCUUUGUGUCCACCAGGGAUUCACCAGGCUGUGAGGAUGUAGAUGAAUGUGUGGAUGGCAGCAGAUGUGUAAAUGGUACCUGUUCAAACACAGAGGGCUCAUAUAUAUGCCAUUGUAAAGUGGGCCACCGUCUGGAGCCAACCAAUCAGACAUGCCAGGAUGUGGAUGAGUGUUCGCUGAAUGAGAAUACCUGUGGAAGUCAAGGUGUUUGUCAGAAUACAAUAGGCUCCUUCAGUUGCCAGUGCAACCCUGGAUUCAAGGACUCUCAGUAUGGGCAGGGCUGUGUGGAUGUGAACGAGUGUGAGUUGCUCAGUAAUGUGUGUGGUGAGGCCACCUGUGAGAAUCGUGAAGGCACCUUCCUGUGUUUAUGUCCUGACGAGAUGCAAGAAUUUGAUCCGAUGUCUGCCAAAUGCUUCUCUACACCACCGGUCACACCUGUGGAGAGGAAAGAGUGUUACUUCAACUUGAAUGAUGAGAACCUGUGUGAUAAGGUGCUGGCAAGCGGCAUGACUAAAGAGGAGUGCUGCUGUACACUAGGAGCCGGCUGGGGGGACAACUGUGAGGUCCAUCCCUGCCCCAUACCAGGAACAGAUCAGUUCUUACAGAUGUGUCCAGAAGGCCGGGGUUACAUUCCUCCUGGAGAUCCUUUGAUUCCUACAACCAGCUUAGCAGAAAGAUUCAAAGAUGCAGAUGAAUGCAAACUUUUUGAAAAUGAGAUCUGCAAAGAUGGCUUUUGUCUCAACACCCAUGGUGGGUAUGAGUGUUACUGCAAGACCGGACUCUACUAUGAUGAGAGCAAACUGCAGUGUGUUGACACUGAUGAAUGUGCGGAUGAAUCAAACUGUAUAGAUGGUCAAUGUAUAAACACACAUGGGUCAUAUCAGUGUUUCUGCUCUCCGCCCCUGGUUCUCACACCUGACAGCGCGCACUGCAUUUUGCCCACCAUGGCAGGUCAAAGAGAAACUGAUGUGUACUCGGGUAUUUGUUGGGAGACUGUGACUGAAAGUCUGGCCUGUACAAUGCCCAUUGCCGACUUACGGACCACGUUCACAGAGUGCUGCUGUUUACACGGAGAGGCCUGGGGCAUGGAAUGUGCUCUCUGUCCCCAGAAAAAUACAGAUGCCUAUGCCACUAUGUGUAAUAUUCGUCAGUUUGGUGCUCCCCGUCCGCCGUAUGGUCAGGAUGCUUUGGUCGCUGGCCCAGUUAUUGAAUAUGGCCCUGAAUAUGACUCUCGAUCUCUGAACCCUGAUGGCACGCUACCCCUCUAUGAAAAUUACGGAGAACCCAGAAAUCCAUAUGAUGCAUUUGAAGGACUGCGAGCAGAGGAAUGCGGCGUGCUGAAUGGAUGUGAGAAUGGACGGUGUGUGCGGGUGCAGGAGGGAUACACCUGCGACUGCUUUGAUGGUUACACACUCGACAUGUCCCGCAUGGCCUGCGUGGAUAUCAAUGAAUGCUCAGAGCUGAACACAAAGAUGUCUCUUUGCAAGAACGGCAAGUGCAUCAACACAGAAGGCUCAUAUAAGUGUGUGUGUCUGCCAGGGUUUGUCCACUCCGCCCAGCACAACUACUGUGUGCCCCAAAGACAGAAUGCAACCAGCACGAGCACGGAGUGACCAACAGGGGGCGCAAGAUACACUAAAAACAUUAUUUAAUCAAGGCCCAUAUACUAUGCACUGUAUAGAACAAACAUCCAAAAACAAUCAGAAAAAAAAUCCUACAUGAGAUGAAGAGUUAUGGUGUCUAAGAGAGAACUGUAUAAAAUAUUUGUUUUAUUGGUCUAUGUAAGUUUAUUAUUUUGACUGUAUUAUGAAGCAGAGAGAACAUAGCAGAGGUGAUAUUUCAGCAAACUGACAAACCCUAUGACCUUAAGCUGGGGGACUGCUUUAUUUUGCCCAGUCAGAGACAUCAAGCUUGUGGAUAUUUUACUAAUGCAAAAGCCAGACUCUCUCCUUAUUUUUAUUUUAUUCCGUGUCCUUUCUCUUCUUUCAUUCUGUUUCAAAUUCAUUUAUUGGCUGAUUUUUCUUUAUCCCUCUCUUUACUUUUCUAUUCAUAUUUCACAUUUUUUCGUAAGGUCUUAGUGAGGUAGACCACAUCACAAACACAAUUACCUGCAAUACAUAGAUUCAUAGGAAACAUAGAGAGCACAAAAUGUUUUCAGUGUCAAGUCUUUAAAAUACGCUUUUUGUAUGAGCUGCUUUGUAUUAAUGACAGACACCAGCUAAUUCUCUGUGUAUGGGACAUUAGUCCACUUUGGACGUCUGCCCUGUGGAGCAGGCAUGACCUUUAACCUCACCUUUCUUCUAGAAAUUAUUAUUAGUAUGUUUCUUUGGAAAGAAAAUAAUAAAAAAUGAAGUGCCUUUGUA
Molecule: messenger RNA, 5685 nt
Organism: Carassius carassius (crucian carp)
Lineage: Eukaryota; Metazoa; Chordata; Actinopteri; Cypriniformes; Cyprinidae
Product: latent-transforming growth factor beta-binding protein 1-like
Exons: 33
Coding region: 67-4935 (1622 amino acids)
Molecular function (GO): calcium ion binding
Source: RefSeq, a predicted model, not a curated record